AUGAAUGAACAGGUAAGAAGAAUCGACACUUCUAAGAAAAGGAAAUGUUCGUGUCUGACAAGCACAGUAUCUAAUAUAAUUGGUCGACUUGGUGUAAUAGUUAGUCGAUAUCCCCUUUAUUUUGUCAUUGUUCCUGUCAUUAUCUCUUGUUUAUUAUCAAUCGGGCUAAUCAGAAUUCAAACUAAUAACGAUAACGAUUCUCUGUUAACUGCGGACAGGGGUAAAUAUUAUGAUGCCAAACAGUUUAUGGAUAAGACAUUUCAUACCAAUUCGGGUACUUACGAUAUUUUAAGACUUACUAAUCGCCCACAUUUUCCAAUGAUUCACAUAGUAAAUGACAGAGAAGGCAACAUUUUACGCAAAGAAUUUUUAGACGAAAUACAAAUUGUAGAUCAGGUUGUAAAAAAUACCACAGCUUUUGUAGAUGGAAAGAUUAUUGUUUAUUCGGACGUGUGUCAAAUUGUAGAUGGUAAAUGUUCAGAAAAUACCCUUAUUGAAAUGCUAACCGACUCCGAAAAUGCUAUUUAUGAAAUAUUAAGGAUGAAGUAUCCUGUCAAUAUGGAUUCUGUAACAUACGCGUACAAAAUCCUUUCUGUGAAUUUAGGAGGGGUUACAAUAGACGACAACGGAUACAUAAUUGAAGCUAAAGCCGUUCGUUUAUUCUAUAUACUUGAUGAAUGGAAUGCAAAUAAGAAAAAAUGGAAUGAAGAGUGGACAAAGGCAGUUUACAACAAGUUGAGGGAUUAUAGCUUCGAGCAUAUUAAAACAUUUCCCGAUCCGUUCUCCUCUACUGAUUUUCAAGUAGAACGCAUUUCACAGAAGUUAGUGUCCUUGGUAAGCGUGGCUGUGGUCGUAGUGGCCAUUUUCUGCGUGUCGACGAACAUGACUAACAAUUGGGUAAAGUCCAAACCCUGGUUAGGCGUAGCUAAUGUUGUAUCCGCCGGUUUGGCUGUAGCCACGACGUUUGGUUUAUUAUCCGCCUGUGGAGUAGAAAAUCUUCUGUGGAAUGUCAGUCUUCCUUUCAUUAUUCUUGGAACGGAAGUGGACGACUCGUUUGUCGUAUUGGCUUGCUGGAAGGCAACAGAUUGUAAUGACAGCGUAGAAAAGCGAAUGGAACAGACGUAUCGCAACGCAGCAGUGUCCAUCACCAUAACGUCUCUAACGAAUUUCAUCUCCUAUUGCAUUGCCAUGACGUCACCAUUCCCGGCUAUUAGAAUAUUCUCUUUGUAUGCUGCAACGUGCAUCUUCUUCAGUUAUUUCUAUCAGUUGUUUUUUUUCGGCGGAUGUUUGGCAUUAAGCGGAUACAGAGAAGAGAAGGGACUUCAUCCUUUUACAUUUAAACUAGCUUUUGAAACUAUUGGACAAAGUGACUAUCACAAUGAACAAAAUGAAGACUGUUUUAUGAAGUUCUUCAGAGAUACAUUUUCAGCUUUUAUUUUUCAUUCUGUAUUACGGGAAGGGUUUAAUGUUUACAAAUUCAAUUCAGAAACCUCUGAAAUUACACAAGGAUUUCAUGUUUACUAUAAAUAUUUUACCAAAUACCCUUUUACGGUGCACGUCGUAAUUAACGAAACUUUAGAUUAUUCUAAUCCACGAGUUCAAGAGUCAGUUAAUGAUUUCUUGAAAAAAUUCCACACUAUUGAAAAUAUAGCCGGAUACGAGUUCGAAUUUUCUUGGUUAAAGUAUUAUAAUAAAUUCCAAACUCAUCCCUUUUCGAAGUAUUCUUUAAAGGGAUACGAUCUGUCUCAGAAGCAAGACUUUAUGGAUGCUCUUAGAAACGUCUUCUUGAAAUUCACAGGUGCCAAGCAAUUUAAUAAUGACAUCAUUUAUAAUCACAAUUAUACUGAUAUUGUGGCCAGUCGCUUUUUAUUCUUAGCGAAAGAUGUUUCGGAUAGAGUAACCGAAUUCAAAAUAGUAAACGAUUUAUCGAAAAUUGCCGAACAAGCGCCAUUUUCUGUUGUUAUCCAUACAAUAAUAUCACAUCUGGUCGAGCAAGGUAUGGUUAUCAGACAGAUAACGUUUCAAUUGUUCUGGAUCACUUCCUUGUUAAUCUUCGGCAUCUUCGUUUCUUUAAUUCCCAAUUUGCAUUGCGCUGUUAUCGUCGCUAUCUGUGUCGGGUCCAUCAUCGCGCAGACAAUCGGAUUCAUGUCUUUAUGGGCAAUCAAUCUGGAUAUCGUGUCUCUGAUGUGCUUAAUCCUCUGCAUCGGGUUCUGUGUUAAUUAUCCCACUCACAUAUGCUAUUGUUUCAUUACUUCAUCACAAGCAACGACUGAAGAAAAGUUAAAGGAUAGUUUACGCCACUUAACAGGUGAUUUACUUAUAGUAAUAGCUCAAAUUAUAACGGCUACUCAAAUGGUUAUUGAAGAAAAAUUUGUUAGCAAAAAUAAUGUACCACCACUUCAAGCUGUUGGAUGGGAAGGUUUCUUCGGUUUUAUUAUAUUGUCAAUUUUAUUGGUGCCGAUGUAUUACAUACCAGUGGGAAAAAAUUUUUUUCAUAAUCCUAAAGGAAAUUUAGAAGAUGCCAUCGACGGCUUCUAUCAAAUUGCAAAUUCUUGGCAAGUGUGUUUGGGCGUUUGCGGGACGGUGAUCAGUAUCGCCUUUUUUAAUUUUGCCGGAAUAAGCGUGACCAAAGAGAUUAGCGCCACCACCAGGAUGGUGUUGGACAGCAUCAGGACCCUUGUAGUGUGGAUCUGCGGCAUGCUUCUGUUCCACGAGAAGUUUGGUUGGCUGCAACUAGUGGGAUUUCUGAUACUUUUAGUGGGAAUGUGUUUGUACAAUGACAUAUACAUCCGGCAAUUUUGGAACAAACUGACACGCAGGGGAACGUCGGAGGAGCUCGACCCCCUCUUGAACACCGAAAACGGAAGUAUAAAUGCCGAGAAGUAGUCGGAAGAAAUUACUAAACGAUUGUGAUAUUUUGUAAAUAAAUCCACAUUCCAUCUCAAUUUUCCACCAGAACAAAAAUUAUUUUUAAAUUUUUCCGGCGAGAUUUCCGUUUAUACCGGGGUGGAAGAAUUCAAAUAUAUCGAAAAAUCUUUUAUUUAAUUAAUAAACGGGUCGAAAUUUUGUUAAAGUUAAAAUUUUUGUCAAUAUUUUAUUCUAAUGUCUUUCCGCCGCCUUUUAAAUUCAAGCCAUGUUUUAUAUAAGAAUUGUAGAAAAUUUCGUUUUAAUAUUUAUAAUAAAGUGUUUUUCGAUUCCUUCGCGUUAAACGAAUCUGAAGUUAUCGAAUAAAUUAUUCGGCAAAACGACGACGAUGAUUUAAAUUCGUCUUAAACUAUGUCGAUGUGGGUAAAAUACAUUCACUAUCGAGUCAAAGGUGACGUAACCCUCUGGUGUUUAAAAACAAAAAUAUUUUAUCUGGGCCAUUCUUGUGUAUUAUCAGCAAUAAAAACGAAUAGGAAUAGAAAAGGCAAAGCUUUUCCUUUCACUCCAAAUUGCAAUUUCAAGACCAUACAAGAGCCCAAUAUAAGUUUUUGUCUAUUCCCGCUCGAAAAACAGAUGAUAAUUCGGAAAUCGGUCAGUUAUAUCUAUGAGCUCCGAAUUCUGAAGAGUGAAUUAGACUUAAGAAUUGGCAAUAGUUUCCCGAUUGUCCAGCUUUACACGAACAAGUUAUGCUGUCAAUUUUAAAAGAUUUUUCCUUAAUGUUUAAAAUGCCAAUAAUUUUGUGUGGGACAGAGCCGGAUUUAAGCAAUUCGAGGCCCUAACUCAGUGUUGUCACCUUUUCAAAAUUUGCUGACUCGGACAUUUUAAAAUUAGGAUGUUAUACUUAGAAAUAAAAAAGUUAGGUUUUUUUUUAUUGUGAGUAGAAAAUAAAUAUUUUUUAUUAGAAGGUAAACACGUACAUGAUAUAGACUAUAAUAUUAAAGUAAUACAAUAAUCACAUUUUUUUAAAACUCUACACUAAGAGGGCCUCUUUUAGCAAGCCCAUUAUGGGCUCGACAAGGCCCACAAUGGGAGGGAUGGAGAUCGACGUAUCUGAACGGACCACCUCCCGACCUGCCCGGAUUCGAUCCCGGGUCUCCCUGAGCGGUAGGCUGCCACCUUAACCGCUCGUCCAUCGGGCC
Molecule: messenger RNA, 4064 nt
Organism: Centruroides sculpturatus (bark scorpion)
Lineage: Eukaryota; Metazoa; Arthropoda; Arachnida; Scorpiones; Buthidae
Product: patched domain-containing protein 3-like
Exons: 8
Coding region: 1-2886 (961 amino acids)
Cellular component (GO): membrane
Source: RefSeq, a predicted model, not a curated record